Messenger RNA from Alternaria metachromatica, 1029 nucleotides. RefSeq lists its product as uncharacterized. The record is from RefSeq and is a predicted model, not a curated record. The coding region runs from base 1 to 1029 and encodes 342 amino acids. NCBI's taxonomy places the organism in Eukaryota, Fungi, Ascomycota, Dothideomycetes, Pleosporales, Pleosporaceae. The transcript has a single exon.
AUGGACGACGUCAUCGCGAGACUCUCAAGGCUUGGUGUAAUCACCUCAACCGAUGAGGCACCUGGUUCUGUACUGAGUAAGGCGCCUGAAAGCAAAUUCGCGGAUGAUACGUCUCUCGAUAAGCCCAGCAAUGAUGAUCGCGCAUGUGAUAUCACCAGUCUCACAUCCUCCAAAGUUGCUCAGCUUUCGCGAAUCGAUUCUCACGAGGAAACGGCAGAAGAUAUCGAUUCUCUCAAGUCACAACUUGCACAGGUACAAGAAGAGUUGCGGCAAAUCAAGAACAAACGACUGCAAGGUCUUAAGAAAGGAGGCGUACUCGCAAACAAACUCAAACAAUGCGAGGACGAAUUAAAGCAGACCCAGCUGGCAAACAUAUACCUCGAGCGGCGGGAUAGCGAACGGGCGAUGGAGUUAGACGGAAGAUUCUCUACAGCCCCUGACAACAUACACAUCGAGAAGUUUCCUGGGAAAGGCAACGAUCUAUCAAUGAAGGUCGUCUUAUCUAGGACGUUUACGUUUACGGAAAGAUACAAGUCCGCAUAUGAGAUGGUUCGGGACAAUGCCGCUAUUGGUUGCUUGAGACUGAAUGGGCGCUUGUACAUCGCUAAAUCUGGAAAGACGCGAGAAGACUUUGGCGACUUCAUCAAUAGUGAUCAUUGGACGUCCGAAGCCGAAUUCCUUGGCGAGAUGGUCGAGUCUCCACUGGAUAGAGGAUAUGCGACUCAUGUAGAGCCGCAGUUGAUGGCCUUUUACAUCACCCGCACCCUUUCGGAGUCAGGACACUUUCUAGGAGACUUCGUCAACACGUCAAUAGUUCCCGUCAAGGAGAGUCGCACAGAACUCAAGGAUAUCAUCAUCAGCGUUAGCGAGCCGAUAUGCGAAAGCUGCACGACGCUUACAACUAAAGUCAACGGAUAUGCUGAACAUCAUGGAUACCGUUUUACGCUGAAUAACAGAAGAAAGUAUACCACCGACGGAAAUAAACAGCGUUCUUGGGAUCCACAGCCUGUUCGUUUUGCGGACCGAUGA